UGUAGAGGGCACUCGUAUAGUACGUAACUCCGUACAAAACAGUUGGGAAUCUGACUGCGAGACACUGCGACUGCGCCCGAGCAAUUUCUUUUCUCCGGACUUGUCAUCCCAUUUCCCCAGAUACUCUCUCUCUGUCUGUCUGUGUAAUAGCUCAACCACUGCUUCUUUACAGCCAUUGCAUCGUGGGUUCUUUCUUUUUGCUACUGCAUGCACGGGUUUCGGGAUAGACUUUUUCCAUUUGUCUCUCAUUGUACUACUGUUGACUAGAUAGAGUCUCCUUGUCUUUUAUCGCGGCGUCGUCGUUGUUGUGGUCGUCGUCGCCGUCGACCAGGAACUUUUCUGUGAACGCCCUGCGACCGACCGACCCACGUCCAAUUUCACCUCGACCUCACCUUCUACCUCUUUUCCUUCACUGCGUCGCAACAAAAGAGGACACGCAGCCUCAUUGCUUUUUCUCGGCACGACGAAACGACAUCAUCAUCGUCAUCGACGCAAGUCCUUGACCUAACCCUUUCUUCACAGUCCAUUUGGUUUUUGUUUAACAUAAAACAAAAGAAAGAGAGAUCGCCAUGGCGACCGUCAGUGAAGCUGUGAAAGAGUCCCUGCUCGGCACAACCCAGACCGAAUCCUUAUCGAGCGAAGCCAAAGCCACCUUUCUGAAAAACUCCAGACAGGGCGAUGAUGGCGAGCUCUACAUGAACGAGGAGGACUUUAUCAAUGCCAUUGCUCCCCCCGAGGAAGACUAUCACAAGAUAAAGCGAGAACAAUAUGGCAUUCUCUUCGGUGUCGCCGACCGACAUAAACGUGGCCGCGUCUCCAUGUCCGAAUGGGCCGCCUUUGACAACCUCCUUGCCAAGUCAGACGCAGAGUACGAGAUUGCUUUCAGACUCUUCGACGUCGAUGGAACGGGCUCGAUCAGAUCGGACGCAUUCCAGAAAAUCUACGAACAGAACCGGGGUCAAGACAGUAUCCCCUUUGACUUCAACUCGGAAUGGGCUUCGUUGUACAUUGGCGGCAAGAACAAGAGGCACGAGAUGACAUACCCGCAGUUUGCCCAGAUGAUGCGCGGUCUGCAGGGCGAGCGGAUACGUCAAGCCUUCCACCUGUACGACAAAGACAAGGACGGGUACAUUGACCCCGAAGAGUUUGAGCGGAUCAUCAGAGCUACUGCCGGCCAUAAGCUGUCCGACCACCUCCUUGAGAACCUCCCGACUCUGUGCAACAUCUCUACCGGUACCAAAAUCUCCUACGCCAAUGUCCGGGCUUUCCAGAACGUCAUUCGAGAGAUGGACCUGCUGGAUCUCAUCAUUCGCAAUGCCACCGCCAAGUCAAGCGAUGGCCGUAUCGACCGACAAGAUUUCCUCAACGAAGCAGCCCGCCUGACACGCUUCUCUCUGUACACUCCCAUGGAAGCAGACAUCUUGUUCCAUUUCGCCAGUCUCGAUCAACCCGGUGGCCGCCUCGCCCUGGAUGACUUUGCCAAGGUCCUCGAUGCCAGUUGGCAGACCGCCGGCUCCAAACUGAGCGCCGUCACCGAUGCUGCAGACCGCGCCGUGUCCAAAUCUCAACAGUUUCUGCAUUCCUUACUCGAGUCGGCCCACCACUUUGGUCUAGGCAGUAUUGCUGGUGCAUUCGGUGCCUUUAUGGUGUACCCCAUCGAUCUUGUCAAGACGCGAAUGCAGAACCAGAGAAGUUCACGUCCUGGUGAACGACUGUACGAAAAUUCGAUAGACUGUGCUCGCAAGGUCAUCCGAAACGAGGGUGUGAGAGGCUUGUACUCUGGUGUCCUGCCGCAACUGGUCGGUGUCGCUCCCGAAAAGGCCAUCAAGCUUACAGUCAACGACCUGGUCCGUGGAAGAUUCACGGAUAAGCAGACCGGUGCCAUUGCCAUUCCCGCCGAGAUUCUCGCCGGUGGAUCGGCAGGUGCUUGCCAAGUUGUCUUCACGAACCCUCUUGAGAUUGUCAAGAUUCGUCUUCAGGUCCAAGGUGAACUCGCCAAGAAGACCGACGUGCCAAAACGUUCAGCAAUGUGGAUUGUUCGCAACCUGGGUCUGAUGGGCUUGUACAAAGGUGCAUCCGCUUGUUUGUUGCGAGACGUGCCCUUUUCCGCCAUCUACUUCCCGACCUACAGCCACUUGAAGAGGGACAUGUUCGGAGAGUCACCCACGAAGUCGCUUGGCGUCGUGCAGCUUCUCACGGCCGGUGCGAUUGCCGGCAUGCCGGCAGCCUACCUCACGACUCCUUGUGAUGUGAUCAAGACGAGAUUGCAGGUGGAGGCGAGGAAAGGUGACGCAACGUACAAUGGUCUCGUCGACUGCGCGCGCAAAGUGUACCGUGACGAAGGUUUCAAGGCAUUCUUCAAAGGUGGUCCGGCCCGUAUCUUGAGAAGUUCUCCACAGUUCGGUUUCACCCUGGCCGCGUACGAGGUCUUGAGCAACCUCUUGCCGUACCCCGGCAGUGAAAAGGACGCCGGGAUGCACAUGGGCACGGCGGGUAAGAUGGAGCCCGGGGUCGGCCUUAGGGAGGCCAAGGCGCCCUUGCCGUACCUGAGAAGCCGCAACGCCCUGAAGAUUCUGCUCGACUUGGACAAUAACUUUGGUCAAGUCAAGGUGCCGGGUCGUAUCCCCGAAGGAGCCAAGUGGUUCGGCAAAGCUUCUUCUUCUGCUUCUUCUUGAGGCCCGAGAGAGGGAUACACGAUGGGGUAACGGAGUUCAAGGUGGCUCUUUUUCCCUUUGCCGGUGUGCCUCUCUCUGUGUGUGUGUAUAGAGAUAGAAUGGAGUCGAGCUUCUUUUGCAGUUGAGCUGGGUGAGCCAUUGUUUUUCUCCAUUUUGAAAGAGACAAAAGGAAGACAAAAAUUUCAUCAUCCGUCCAAUUGGUACUCCCCUUGACGACCUUUUGCCAUGACGCCUUUGUCUUGUGAUGUAUCAUUGUAGUGGUAGUGUAGGUAGGUACCUACCUUACGAGAAGGUAUAAUCGUGUGUGUAAUGUAUAAAUUGACACUGCCAUUUACCGUA
Messenger RNA from Exophiala oligosperma, 3014 nucleotides. RefSeq lists its product as uncharacterized. The record is from RefSeq and is a predicted model, not a curated record. Gene Ontology annotation, molecular function: L-glutamate transmembrane transporter activity; calcium ion binding; L-aspartate transmembrane transporter activity. Gene Ontology annotation, biological process: malate-aspartate shuttle; L-glutamate transmembrane transport; aspartate transmembrane transport. The coding region runs from base 570 to 2675 and encodes 701 amino acids. The transcript has 3 exons. NCBI's taxonomy places the organism in Eukaryota, Fungi, Ascomycota, Eurotiomycetes, Chaetothyriales, Herpotrichiellaceae.